AUCACUUCCUGUGUGUCAUGGAAGGUGCAGCUUGUCUGUCUUCUUGCUAGCCUCUAUUCAUGUCUCAUCUUGUCAAGCUAACCUGUCUCUGAGAGAGCUCCGGAAGAGCAUCCUGGACAAAACACACACACAAACACUCACUUCCCAGAGCCAUGUGGUGAAUAUUAGUCUGGAUAAGCUCAUCUGUAGUGCACUGGACUCCACCACUGCAAAACGUCAGAGAGACUUUGGAAGAGUUUAUAAUUAAUUCAAACUUUUUUUCUGGGAUUCAGUUCAUUAUUCUUCCCUGUUGGAUUACUUUCUGGACUUGACUCGGAUCAGUACUUCAUAAUGCUCUUCAAUGGCUGCGAGCAGUGCAGUGGUUAGCAUGCAGAAUGAGAACCGGACCUUUGUCCACUACAGGAUGGAGGCAUCCUGUUUGGACCUGGCUCUGGAGGGGGAGCGUCUCUGUAAGGUGGGGGAUUACAGCGCCGGCGUUUCUUUCUUCGAGGCCGCCAUGCAGGUUGGCACAGAAGACCUGCAGGUUCUGAGUGCCGUCUAUAGUCAACUGGGCAAUGCAUACUUUCACUUGCAUGACUACAGCAAAGCUCUGGAUUUCCACCACCAUGAUCUUACGCUAACUAGGUAUGCUUACACAACUUUACAGCAAAUGUAG
Messenger RNA from Sinocyclocheilus grahami, 655 nucleotides. RefSeq names its product G-protein-signaling modulator 2-like. Lineage: Eukaryota; Metazoa; Chordata; Actinopteri; Cypriniformes; Cyprinidae. Gene Ontology annotation, molecular function: G-protein alpha-subunit binding; GDP-dissociation inhibitor activity. Gene Ontology annotation, cellular component: cell cortex. Gene Ontology annotation, biological process: establishment of mitotic spindle orientation. Bases 341 to 655 code for a protein of 104 amino acids. The transcript has 3 exons. The record is from RefSeq and is a predicted model, not a curated record.